CCGGCCAAUCCUGGCGCGCCGCCCGCGCUCACAAAGUUGCAACCCCCGCCGAAAGCUCACCCCCCGGCCGGGUCGCUCAGUCGCUUCUGUGUGCCGCGCGCUGGACCUGCUCACUCUCCGGCACCGGACCAAAAUGGAGCUUUGGAGUUUGAGUUCGUCCGGGUUUAUUCGCGCCGCUACUGUCCAGGACGGCCGCGUUUUCAACUGAGCCCUCUCCACCGGCGGAUACCCUAUCGCUCUACUCCGAAUCUCGUAGAGUUGGGACUCAUCAACCAUGCCCGACUUCGCCCUCAUUGGUGACAUCAUCCGCGCCAAAACUGCCAAAUACUUCGCAGGUCGCAAAUAUCAAGAAUAUGACGGACCAGUCAACGAGAAAGAAUUUGGAUCCGUCCCCUACGACAAAGACGAAGCGGGUCUGGAUUUUGCCUCAGAAAACCUACCAGAAAUAGAGCGGCCACCUUUGCGACACAUAGACAAAUACAUAGCACCAGAAUGCCCAUGUCUAACAAAACGAUACACCAUGUCGGUGCUUACCUGCCUCGGAUUUAUCAUCACAUUUGGAAUGCGGUGCAACAUGAGUAUAGCCAAACUCCAGCUAUUGGGCAACCGGACGGAAGAGGAAAUCCAAGCAAAAAUUCAGGUCUUUCGGCCAGAGUGGUCAGUGGGAGUAGAAAGUGCCAUAGAUUCUUCUUUUUACUGGGGAUACCUCAUCACCCAGGUCCCUGGUGGAUUUUUAGCGUCUAAGUAUCCAGCUAAUAAAAUAUUUGGUAAAGCAGUAGUUAUAUCUUCGAUUUUAAAUCUAUUCGUACCUGGUGCAAUUAGGUUACAUCCAGCGAUACUAAUCAUAGUUCGGAUUUGUCAGGGACUUGUAGAGGGUGUUACAUAUCCAGCCACUCACGGAAUUCUACGUCACUGGGCCCCUCCGCUGGAGAGAUCACGACUGGCGACGUUGGCAUUCUGUGGCUCAUACGCCGGAGUUGUCAUCAGCUACCCGCUUUCCGGUACACUUGUCUCGGCAAUUAGUUGGCAAGCUCCAUUUUACUUCUACGGGGUUUGCGGUCUGAUCUGGUACUGUUGCUGGCUGUGGCUGACGUUCGAGAAACCGCGGUUCCAUCCGACGAUCUCGCCGCGGGAGUUGCUCUACAUCGAGAAAUCCCUGGGGUCCUCGACGGAGCAGCCCUUGCCGACGAUAUCGACGACCCCGUGGAACGCCUUCUUCCAUUCCAUGCCCGUCUACGCCAUCAUGGUCGCCAACUUCUGCCGCUCCUGGAACUUCUACUUCCUUGUCCUCUCCCAACCCACCUACCUCCACUCCGUCUACGACCUCGAGACCGCAGAGACGGGUUUCGUGGGUGCGUUGCCGCACUUGUUGAUGACAGUGAUCGUGCCGUUCGGGGGUCUCUUGGCCGAUCACAUUCGGAAGGAAGGGAUCCUCUCUACGACGAACGUGCGGAAACUCUUCAACUGCGGCGGCUUCGGCGUGGAGGCCUUCUUCUUCAUCGUCGUCGCCUACUCCAACUCCGCCUUCACGGCCACCGUCGCCCUUUGCAUCGGAGUCGCCGCAUCCGCCUUCGCAAUCUCCGGUUUCAACGUAAAUCAUUUAGAUAUCGCUCCACGGUAUGCUAGUAUCCUGAUGGGAAUGUCAAAUGGCAUCGGCACGAUAGCUGGUAUGGCUAACCCUAUUGUGGUCGAUCACAUCACAGCCGAUAAGAAAACGCAUCAAGAGAAAGUAGAGGCGUGGAGGGUAGCUUUCCUGAUGGCAGCGUUUGUUCAUUUCUGCGGCGUUAUUUUCUACGCCGUGUUCGCCUCAGGAGAACUGCAACCCUGGGCUGAGACUGAUGAUGAAAAGACCUGGAACCCCAUGGAGAAUGUUCAAAGCUCCACCCAGCCUAAUGGGCGACCACCUGUUGUAAGCUACGGAUCUGUGGAUCAAUCACAACCGCAUCCCGAUUACAUAAAUCCGGUGGUGCCACAACCGGUUCAGCCGCCGGCCCAGGACGAAUACAUGAACGAACAGCGGAACCUCUCGACACCGUACUACCAAGAACCAGUCUCCACGAACCCUUUCAAGCCCGCCAACCCCACGAACCCCUUCCUCCAGUAAGCAGGACAACCGCGGGUGAUUACUUUUAGAAUAAUAAUGAGGAGAAAAAUUAAUGACAAAAAAAUAUCUGCAAAACUAAAUUCAAAUUUCCGUAAUAUUAUUUUGGCUAAAAAUAAAAUCAAUUGGAUGCACAAUGUGGCAUUUAGGCAUACUUAUUGCCAUACGGUUCGACCAUAAUAUGGGAUUUUUGAUUUUUUUUUAUCUCAUUUAUUGUUUUGGUGUCGAACAAAGAUCCAAAAGAUGGAGUCCAAAAUGUAACGUAAGGGCGAGUGAAGCUCAUAUAUUUGUAUGAUAAAUGAAAGCAAACUCGUCAUCAUUUUUUAAGUCGUGGAUCGAAUGAGAUAAAAUUGAAAACACUUACUACACUUAAUACCUUCAGCAAACGUUACUUUUAAACUGUUCUGGAAGCUGACAAAAUUGAAGCCUCUUUUUUGUUACUAUUGCUGUCUCACACAUCCGGGCCCAUGAUCAAGAUCAUGUGCUGGAGAACACUGUGAGCUCUUAUUUAAAAAUGUGUGCAUUAUUAUUUAAAAUAUAAAAAUUUGCAACUGUGGAAACAUAUUUGGAUCAGAUAUUUGGAUCGCAGAGAAUAUCUCCUUCUUGCGAUGCGUGGCCUCGAUCUCACAUGGAUUUUUAAGAAAACUUUGCAAACGAUGAAUUUGUAAAUUUAGAUUCGAACUAAACCUAAUAUGUCUACAAAACACACGUUUUUCUUCGCUUGUUCAAAAUGUCAAUUAAACCAUGAUAUUUCUCUGAAGAAUUCAAAUUAGAUUAUAAGCGUCAGGUAUAUUUUUUGGUUAAAAUUAUCUUAAAAAUGUUUAAGCUGAUAAGAGCAGCAUUCUUUUAGGUGAUGUGUAUACAGUUGAAAAAGGAGUACUCAUAGUGCGUAUGGUGAGGUACAAAAAUAUGUUUUUGUACUUUUCAGAAGGAAUAGGUAUAAGAUUAGAACUUGGGCUUUAAAUUUUGUGUUGAGUUGUCCUUCUCAACAUUAUCCCAAACAUACGCACUUGUUUGCGUCAUCAUUUCUAAUGUACCGUUGUGAGUUGAUCAAUCCUGAAAAAAAAUAUAUUGUUGGAGAAAGAGCGGAUGAGCAAUAUCCAUCAUUUUAAAAUAAGCAGAGGGAAAUAAUGAGACGAUAGAAAAAGUAGACAUAAAUGAGUUAUGUUGAUUCUAUCUCUCUUUCAAUGAUUGCGAAGUCAAUAUAAAUGAUUUCUGUUGAUUUUUAUCUCUCUUUCAAUGAAUGGGAGAAAAAUCGUAACGGAAGUUCGAACAAAGACAAAAUAUAGAUGAUUGUUUGCGUAAGGAAUUACGAACUCAAUAAGUUAAUCACAGCUGUUUAAAAUUAUAAUGCUGAAAAAAAUUAGUUACAAGAAAAACUGCUGCUUUGGCACAACGCAAGCAAUACAUUUUUAUUUACUGUUAAUGACAUUAUGCAAUGAGGUGUGAAAUUGAGUAGAAGCUCUCUCCAAAAGUCCUCGAGCCCAAAAUGUCAAAUACCUACCAAAUUUCAUUUUUUAAGCCUUUCAAAUUUCAAAUUUUUUGAAUGGAGGUGAAAUUUCGGACUUCAUCAUUACACUCAACGAAAAUUGCAGCAAUCAGAAGCACCCUCCGUGUAUUAUUUAUCAAUUAUCUCAGAUCACUGAAACAUAUCCUCAUGCAAUAUAUUUUGUAAUGGUGUGAAUGUAUGUUACAAUUAAACCAUGAAUAACUCCAUUGUAUUUCACUUGACGCAUUAACCGAGUUACAUGUAACAUCUGAUUGUCCGGUUUAUCCUCAAAAUUGACUCGUCAGGUUUGUGUGGCGUGGCAUGGCGUGAAUUGCGAUGUAUCGAUUGUUAUGCCGUUUAAACCUAUGGUAUAGAAUCGAUUAUCGUAGCUGCAUCAAUGACGUCAACGUCAGAUCCGAAUUACAUUUUUUAAUUUUAGAUUGUACUAUCUGAAGAAUUUAACUAAGAUUACGAGUUAUCUCCACAUUUUGCGUACACCAUUCUUUGGGAUUAUUAUUUUUUUUGUUUUUGUUCUUUUCAUCAGGUUGUCGUAGGUUUCUGAACUGAUUCUUAGAACUUCUCAGAGCCGCUCCUCGCGUGAUUUUGGAAUCCAAUGUAUCUCCCCGUUCAAAUUAAAAUUUUUUUUUGCGGGAUGUCUUGUUCACGGCAUUUCAUAGAUCUCUCUAUUUUUAUGCGACUUUUUUUGUAGCUUAAAGAUCAAAUAACGAAACCUCUUCACCUUUGCUGUGAUGGGUGUGAUAAGGCAAAAUACUUACCAAGUGCGCUCAAACACUUUAAAUUUGAGACAUGCAGAUGUUAAAUUUUUAAGGAAGCACAUGGGAUGUCCGAGGGGGUUGUAAAUAUGAAUCAGUGACGUAGCGUGAAUUGCGAUGUAUCGAUUGUUAUGCCGUUUAAACUUAUGAUAUAGAAUCGAUUAUUAAGGUGUUCGCUGCGAACACCCUGUUCAUCGACCCUUUUCCAUAGGUUUAAAUGGCAUAACAAUCGAUAUAUCGCAAAGCACGCCACGCCACUGAUAUGAAUAACCUACAACAUGGAUCAGAUGAGCUCAUCAUGAAAAAUUCAAAAAACAGAUCUGCAUUUUCGAUUAAAAUUAAAUGGGUUCAAGGUCGUUGAGCGCCAUCCAAAGGAAAAACUGUCAUCAUGACCACCUCUCUUAUGAAAGAACCUCAAGGUUUUAAAAAAAUCCGACAAAACUCUGGAAGCAUUUAAUGAACAAUGUUAAAAAAUCAAGAUUAAAAUAUGAUAGGAAAACUUCAUGUUUUGAAGAGUCUUAUAGCUAUUGAUUUGAUGCAACAGGACGAAUUACUGGACCCAGACUUUAUUUAUUUAGGCAACAUUGAGUCUUGAACAACUUCCCCAGAAUAAUCUGCCUGUGCCUCAAUAUUCCCUGUGUAUAUCUUUAACUUCGUCAAUGAACCUGUUAGUUUUUUCUAACUUUAAAUUUUAUUAUUGGUUUUCUAUGUUUUAGGAUUUGUUACAUGACUCUAAUUUCAGGGCACUAUCCUGAAUUCCUGACUCAUACAUUGUUGACAAAAUUUGUUGUUAAAACCUUACGCUGAGUGUUUAUGGUUUCACCGUUAAUAUACCGUUCCUGCUGUCAUUUUGUAAUAUAUAUGUAACAUUAUUCAAUUAUCGGCAGAUUACUUAUAUUUUAAAGUUAAUUCGUUUGUUAUAAACUAUUACGAGUAAGUAAUUAUCAUCAAUUUCGUCUAGAUAAUGAUCUUGUUGUGUCAAGUAUGAUUUUCAUCCGUUUUAUUUGUUUUAUGUAUUUUCUCCCUUCUUAGUUUAUGACAAGCGUAUUGUGUAAAAAAGGAAUUGUUAUUUUUUGUUUGAUUGUUUAGAACGGUGCUGAAAACAGACUAUUUCUCUC
Molecule: messenger RNA, 5481 nt
Organism: Bemisia tabaci
Lineage: Eukaryota; Metazoa; Arthropoda; Insecta; Hemiptera; Aleyrodidae
Gene: VGlut
Product: Vesicular glutamate transporter
Biological process (GO): regulation of synapse structure or activity; transmembrane transport; neurotransmitter loading into synaptic vesicle
Cellular component (GO): synaptic vesicle membrane; excitatory synapse
Molecular function (GO): neurotransmitter transmembrane transporter activity; L-glutamate transmembrane transporter activity
Source: RefSeq, a predicted model, not a curated record